AUGAUAUUUGAUACUACAAUUGCAAGACAUUAUGUCCAUAUCAAAGACUUGCAUGAGCUUAGUUCUCUUAAUAAUAGUGGUAGCUUCUUUGUUCUUCGGUUCCGACGCCUUGCCUUCAGAUACAAUUAUGAUAUUAUAAUGUGGUUACUUUGUGUACAUGCAGCAAACAGUCCACAUUUCAGCAAAAGGGUUUGUGGUUCUCAAUGUACAUCAAAUUAUGGACCCCAAAAAUGUUACCAGGAUUGUGUGAAUCCACCAAAAGGGUUUCUCCGAUACACUUUUGUAAAAAUACGUGCAUUAUGCAAUGAGAUAUCAAAACAGUUUAACCAAAUUUAUAUUAGUGUUAUCCUCCAGAAAACAUAUUCAAAUUAUGCUGAGUUGACUACCAAUUAA
This is a messenger RNA of Thlaspi arvense, 393 nucleotides long. NCBI's taxonomy places the organism in Eukaryota, Viridiplantae, Streptophyta, Magnoliopsida, Brassicales, Brassicaceae. The record is from the annotation of a GenBank genome assembly.